AUGUUCGCCUCGCUGCUUCGUCCAAAGCGCCAUCGCGGGCAGGUCGAGCAGUCCCCAUUCUCGACCCCCUCCCCGUGGUUUCGCACUGCGCAUAACAACUCGCGACGCGUCCCCCGAGCCGAUGAAAGCAGCGACGAUGCGCCAGAGCUUCAGGAAAUCGAUGAAGAGGAUAUGGACCAGGACUGGGAUGAGGAGGAAGAGGAAGAGGAUGGACCACUCGAAUCUACCCCUCUACUGCCUAUGUUCUCUGCGUCGCAUUUGGAUGCGCUGCCUGUUUACAACAUCACCCACGCGAUACGUCCCUUGAUAGCUUCCCGCUGUGAGACCACCCUAACAUGGGACCAAUUACGCUCGCCGCAGGUCUCUCAGUUCUUAAUCAAGCCAAUCCUGCAAAAGAUCAUGUCGACCCACUUUUCGCGCGCGACCCUCUAUGCAUUGAUGGCCAAUUGUUUGCAAUUCGAGAGAGAAGUACACCUAAGUCCAGGGAACAGCGGGGCAAAUCAAACACGGGCAAUGGUUAGUGAACUGCUAGCGAUAAAACUAUUGCGGGAAUACUCGACCCGAGAGUUGAUCGAUGCGCUAUCCUACGAGUUCUAUCCACUCCAGGGCCAGGAUCAAUCAACAGCACUAGUCACUGGACCCCAGCGGAAACGGGUGGUUGCUGCCCGUGUCUCAUGCUUGGAGGUCGCUAUUCGCUCGCAGGCCAAGCGGUUCUUGGCCCAUCCUGUCGUGGUGCAACAAUUAGAGGCUAUAUGGGCGGGGACGGUUGUCUUUCAUUCUGCCGCCGACAGUCUCCAUCGUUCUGUGAACAUGAACCAAGGUGGAAACCUAGAUUAUGGGGCAACAAUGGAUUCCAAUGGGGACCUUGCAACCGACUCCGCCAAUAAGACACUUAGGCGAUCAGUGACAAUCUACAACCCUCGGGAUGCAUCAUUAUUCAAAUUAUCGCGGCUGAGAGUGCCGCGCUAUCGACAGUUUCUUUCCACCCUAUCCUUUGCAGUACUCUUGGGACUGUUCCUGGCUGUUCUGGAACAGCGAAGCCGCAGGAUCACAUCCCUUGAGAUUGUAUUCUGGUUUUGGAGUGCCGGAUUCAUGCUCGAUGAAGUUGUUGGGUUCAAUGAGCAAGGCUUUAGUCUUUAUCUGAUGAGCUUUUGGAAUCUGUUCGACGUCGGGAUUCUGCUAUUGCUCUUCGCAUACUAUUGCCUGAGGAUAUACGGCACAUUCCUGACCUACCCGAGAAGCCAAUUCAUCGCCGAUCAAGCCUUUGAUGUUCUUACGGCUACAGCUCCCUUGCUUUUUCCGAGGUUGUUCUCCAUAUUGGAUCAUUACCGCUACUUCUCCCAACUCCUCAUUGCUUUCCGAAUAAUGGCAUCGGAUCUGAUUGCCGUCUUCGUACUCAUCGUCAUUUCUUGCUCUGGCUUUUUUGUCUCUUUCUUAUACUUUGGAGACAACAAGUCCCCCAAGGUGGUGGCUUAUGGUUUGUUCCAGAUGCUGAUGGGAUUUACGCCAACCGCAUGGGCAAUGUGGGAUGAAUACAACUUUUUAGGAAGAACGAUCCUGACGGUUUUCCUAUUCAUCUGUCACUUUGUCGUUGUUACUAUCUUGAUCACGGUUCUGACCAACUCCUUUAUGAGAAUUGUCCAGAACGCAAAUCAAGAACAUCAGUUUUUGUUCGCUGUCAAUACCAUCUCGAUGGUUAAGUCUGAUGCCUUAUUCUCCUAUGUGGCACCAACAAACAUCAUUGCCUGGCUGGUAACACCAUUCCGAAAUCUGAUGCCGUUUCGUGAAUUCAUUCGGCUCAACCGGACCAUUAUCAAGAUAACUCACUUACCCAUAUUGUUCACAAUUUGCCUCUAUGAGAAGACAAUCCUCAGUUCUCGAGUCGUUCAGCCGAUGGAUUUGAUCGAACCUACCUCGCAAAAUGAAACUCCAGCUCAUGACCAGAAAUGGCAGCCUAGUCGAUUCCGUGGUUUCAGCACCAGUGCAUCGGUUUUUAGGCGAGAGCCCUCUGUGGCAACAUACCAGAAGGAUCGAGCGUUGGAGGAAGUGUUUCGACGCCCAUACAGUGAGGAUCGAAUCCGAGGGCCACCGAGUACUGUGCAUGAACGCCAGACCAAUAACGUCAUCAAAGACUGGAUGCAGGAGAUUGGCUCUGGACCAGCCAAUGGCCCCGAUGAUGGGGAUUCGUUAGUUGUGGACCAACAGGGGAUGCACCGGCAACGACCGAAAUUUCCAUUCCGGACUAGAUUGGCCAACCAACCUCGAAACUUUACCGAAACGACCCGAUCAGUUGCUUCGAAUCCUGAGGACCGAACAAGCUGCGUUACAAGCCCAGUCAUACGGCCUCGGCGUACAAGACCCUCUAUCUCACCCACUCAGAAACGACACCUCUCCCAUCAUACAGACAUGGAGGGUGAUGAUGAACUUACCAGCAAUGAUGGUGACUCAAAUGACGACAAGCCCUCGCCCCAAGGGUCCACUGGCGAGACAGCUGACUCGGUUGGAGGCGCAGAGAAACCCUCGCCCAAGUUCUACAGCUCUCGUCCAUCUACGGCAAGAAUCAUCUCGCGUCGCAACAGCCCUACACGUCGUAUCAGGCAUACGCGGAAUGCUUCUGGGAUCACCAUGCUUUACAAUCCCGUUGGAUCUCCAAAUGAAGAGACAGAAGGCCGCGUCACACCUACACGGCCAGAUGCCGAUUCCUCCGAUGGAGAAUCCGUCCCUAUCGCGUCUACCUCAGUAGACCAGGGUACCAUGAAGCGUCACAUUCUAGUUGCACCUCGUUCUAGAAAUCCGACAAUUGGACUCAAUCAUAUGUCCGUCCCCGAGAUGGACAGUGUCUACCUAUCUGAUCGGCCCACGGGGACACGACCUCGGUCAUCCCUUCUCUUCGAUCUAGGAUCCGACCUAGGCGACAACAAGGCCGUGGCUGGUGGCUUCACCGGUCCCCUUCCGUCUAGUUUCCAGACCCAACUAGGCUUUGCCCCUCCCGUUAUUCGUCGUGAAGCCCCAACCCAAACCCAAGACAUGCUCAGCAAGUUGGUUCUAGCUCGCAUGAACAACAUCGAAGAAGGAUUCCGUGAGGUGAUCAAAGAAUUCAAAGAUCUCCGCCGCAGUGAGUCCAGUCGCAGUCCAAGCCGACCCGAUGAGUCCCGGGGGGCUACACGCGAGAAAAAGAAGCGUGACAAGAAAGACACAAAGAAGAAAAGUAUCAACUCGCCCGGAAGUCGGCCUGGCAGUGGUGGAAGCCCACUCAAAGGAAAUGGACCCGGUGAUGAUACCCUGCCAUCUACCUAA
This is a messenger RNA of Penicillium expansum, 3297 nucleotides long. RefSeq names its product ion transporter. Lineage: Eukaryota; Fungi; Ascomycota; Eurotiomycetes; Eurotiales; Aspergillaceae. The coding region runs from base 1 to 3297 and encodes 1098 amino acids. The transcript has 3 exons. The record is from RefSeq and is a predicted model, not a curated record.